AUGGCCGUUGAUGCGCGACUUUCGGAGCAGCUGCUGACUGCUUCGAGUAAGGGGCUGGUGGGCUUAGUGCCACUACUUCUGCAAAAGGGUGCGUCGGUCAACUGGACUCGAUCUGAUGGAUGGACACCUUUGAUGUCUGCCUGUGGCGGUGGACACCUUGCCGUAGCACAGCUUCUCCUCGAUGCGGGUGCUUCUGUGGAUGCAGCAGCCGAUGACGGCUUCACAGCUCUUAUGGAGGCCUGCACUGGUGGCCAUGUUGACCUCGUCGCACUUCUCUUGGAGCACGGGGCCAGCAUCGCGCAUGCAACACCCAGUGGCCGCACGGCAGUGAUCAUGGCCAGCCUGUAUGGGCACACAGAAGUCGUUGGACAGCUAUUGUCCAAGGGUGCCGACCCAAAGCCGAACAAGUUCACGGCCCUGCACGCGGCCUCCGGAAACGGCCAGGCGGGUGUGGUGGAGCUUCUCCUGCGUGGCACCGAGCUCGCGGAGUCCGAGGAGACGUCGGAGGCGCUGAUCUCGGCUUGCGCCAACGGGCACGCAGGAGUGGCUCAACUGCUGCUGGAAUUCGGAGUUUCUCCCUGUGUUUCAGCAUCGGAUGGUACCACUGCCCUCAUGAAGGCAUGCAUGGGAAGCCACAGAGAGGUGGCUGCCGAGCUCAUCCUUCGCGGGGCCAAUGUGGAGGAGGCCUUGAACUCGGCACGACGCCGCAAGAUGCCUGGCGUCACGCGCGUGCUGCAGCGCGCCGUGGAAGAGGCCCAAGCAAUGCGAGGGCCGCGGCCAGAACAGCGCGACCUCGAGAAGCUCGUGAGGAAAAUCGAGGGGCCGCCGAAGGCGCUGAAGCGCUCCCGGCACCUCUCCACAGGCACGGCCUCCACCUCCACCGCCGUCGCCGAGCCCUCGGAGACUCAGACGACGGCCGCUGCAGAGCACCUGGACUCGUCACCGAGGAGGCAGCCCGAAAGCCCCUUUGGGACCUUGGAACUGGGAGAGACACGCUUUUCGCGUGCUUUUGCAGGAGAUGAUCACGGUGAUCAGGCUGAGACCAGUUGCUCAGACAGGGAGGUGGCGUUGGAGGACGAUGUGGAAGAAGAAGGUGAGCACUUUGGGCAGCUCGGUGCGUCUGGUGGACUAUCGGGCAAGGAGCAGGAGAACAGGCCGACUGACAGACCUUUCGUGCUACCCUGGAGAGCAGUGCUUGAGAGAACGGCUGCAAAGUUUCCAGAGCACACAGACUCCCGUCUAGCCUCUGAGGGCCAGUCAGUGCGGCACAUGCUGGCAUACUGCCGCUCUGCCUUCUACACCAUCGAAGUACUGGGGGAGGUGGAGCCGUCAUCGCCAGUGUCUUGGGCUUCAGGUGCACUGUCCAGAUUCGCGAGAUGGCAAGCGAACCAUGUUGAACGCAAGUCGUGCUGCUGGACUCCGCGAUGCCAGGUGCUUGAGCUGCGAGCGAGUCAGCUGUUUUUGUCUCUCUUCUGUAGAUACUUUCCAUGUGCCUUCACCCAUGGGAGUGCUGAAUUGCUCGAAGCUCUGGGUGUAUGGCUUUCCCCCGCGGAGGUGCCGCUUUGUCACAACGAGCGCACAUCCUAA
Molecule: messenger RNA, 1587 nt
Organism: Symbiodinium sp. CCMP2592
Lineage: Eukaryota; Dinophyceae; Suessiales; Symbiodiniaceae
Source: the annotation of a GenBank genome assembly